AUGAGAAUGUGUUUGAGUACUAUUUAUCAAAAAAAUGAAAAUGACUUGCCCAGGAGGAUCGUCCCUAAACUACCAACAUUUUAUUCAGCAAAUCCUAACCAUGAAGAUCGUAUCAAUCGAUUAGAGCGCCUCUUAAGAAAAUAUGUAAAAUUACCAGCUCAGAACAACAAUGAAGUACAACAAACGAAGGCACCUUGGAUUUCUUUUGAUGAAUAUGCGUUAAUAGGUGGUGGUACAAGGUUGAAACCUACCCAAUAUACUCAGCUGCUGUACAUGUUGAAUAAACUACGCAACAUUGAUCCUCAGCUGACCAAUGAAGAAAUCACAUCCGAACUAUCUCAAUAUCAUAAGAAAAGCUCCAUUCUUUCAAAUAAUGUCAAGACGAAAACUUUAGAUGAGUUUGGAAGAAGUAUAGCUGUAGGAAAAAGAAAAAGUUCUACUUCAAAAGUCUUUGUCGUUAGAGGUACGGGAGAAAUAUUGGUGAAUGGCCGACAACUUAACGAUUAUUUCCUUAAGAUAAAAGAUAGAGAAUCCAUCAUGUAUCCACUCAAAGUAAUUGAGUCUGUCGGAAAAUAUAACAUUUUUGCAACAACAUCAGGAGGCGGGCCUACUGGCCAAGCUGAAUCGAUCAUGCACGCCAUUGCAAAGGCUGUGGUUGUAUUUAAUCCAUUGUUAAAAUCGAGAUUGCAUAAAGCUGGUGUCUUGACAAGAGAUUACAGGCACGUAGAGAGAAAGAAGCCAGGGAAGAAGAAGGCAAGAAAAAUGCCAACGUGGGUCAAGAGAUAG
Messenger RNA from Saccharomyces kudriavzevii IFO 1802, 786 nucleotides. It is a transcript of the gene MRPS9, whose product is annotated as mitochondrial 37S ribosomal protein uS9m. Bases 1 to 786 code for a protein of 261 amino acids. The record is from RefSeq and is a predicted model, not a curated record. Gene Ontology annotation, cellular component: mitochondrial small ribosomal subunit; ribosome. The transcript has a single exon. Gene Ontology annotation, biological process: translation. Gene Ontology annotation, molecular function: structural constituent of ribosome; RNA binding. Lineage: Eukaryota; Fungi; Ascomycota; Saccharomycetes; Saccharomycetales; Saccharomycetaceae.